This is a messenger RNA of Sycon ciliatum, 3669 nucleotides long. Its product is annotated as G-protein coupled receptor 179-like. Gene Ontology annotation, cellular component: membrane. Gene Ontology annotation, biological process: G protein-coupled receptor signaling pathway. Lineage: Eukaryota; Metazoa; Porifera; Calcarea; Leucosolenida; Sycettidae. The transcript has a single exon. Bases 461 to 2653 code for a protein of 730 amino acids. The record is from RefSeq and is a predicted model, not a curated record. Gene Ontology annotation, molecular function: G protein-coupled receptor activity.
ACAAGGAGAAGGACCAAAUGUUACGAGUUAUGACUAACUAUCCACCAACGUAACCAGAUCUUGUACAGUCAACGAGUGCGACAAAAUGGCACAAAACUGACAAAGGAGUACUGAGACAUUCGGCGACCUGACACCUAGCUCCGACACUUCUCCAAGGCGCAAACCAACAACCUUCCAACUUGGAAGGCUCAGGUUCGGAGAGGUCCAGUUGGCUCACCAUCCGAGUUCAAAAAUUUAAACUUGUGAUCUUUAUAAGGUCGACACUUUCUUUAACAAAAUACAGUCGGCAAAGGAGCGCAGUAGACGCUAUUGCAAAGACUCUCCGCUACAUAGUGAACAUGCCGGUGGGCGACCUAAUCAAGAGCUCUGUACCCAAACAUGUGAAACCUCUCCAGGCGACCUGGCCAUCAACUUCUCCAGUUUCCGUGUCCACGCUGAAUUUGCCGUUGAGAACGCCCACAUGCUGUCGUCUCUAAUUGCCGAAUUGCCAAUAUUCGAAGUGUCGCAUGCUCAUCCUGAUUUGAAGUCCUUCAGUCAGCAAUCAUGUGGUGAACUCGAUGGAGUAAAUUUCCUGAGUGACAGUAAUGUCCUGUUUAUGCUCCGGGCAAGAAACAGUGCGCAGGCUGACAAUGUUUUUGCUGCCGGAGGUUGUAUUGGCGAAGGUCCUUUCAACACAAGCCAGUGCUACUAUCAAUACCGGAACAGGCAGCCAGUACCAACCGACAGAGUACCGGGAAUUCUCCACUACAACUCCCUGAUCACGUCCCCCGAGAGCCCAGUUGCACCGCGGUGGUACUCACAGCCGAAAGAGUGGCUCCAGGAUCCAGCAAAACACAAGGACGAUGCUUGGCUAGGUGGAAAGUGUCGACAUCUAUGCCCUGAUGGGUCUUCGUUGCGGCAGGUGUCGAUGGGGCGCUGCAGAAUCCCAGACUAUCUGAUCUGCCCAGUGCACACAAAGUACAGUGAUUCUCUAUGGGUGAACCCAUACUUUGACUGUGAACUUGGCUUUACAUGGAUGGUAACGUACUCCGCACCUGUGUCAGUGUACCACAACAACACAGUACACUACCUUGGAAUGACUGGUAUAGAUAUAGAUCUGGAUAAGAUACCCAUCGAUCAGUGCUCAGUGGAACUGAACGGUCGGGCUGAGGGGUACGGCAGCGUGUUUGCUGAUACCAACCUGUGCGACACGGACACAACAGUGUGUGUCACGAGUGAAGCCAGGAACACAUCACAGCUUAUAGCGGGUCGGUACACUUGUGUCUGUAAAGAAGGGUAUUACUAUCCACACACUCUAGGGAAUACGAAUGAGAUACUGGGAAGCUCUCUGACAUCGUUGGACAUAAUCUGGGCUCAGGAUCAGUGUGCAGCUGAAGUGAGGAAAAAGCUCCAUCUGUUUCGGUGCGCCAAGUGUCCACAUCACUGCAAAUAUUGUAUUUCCCCAGCAGACGAUUGCAGGUACAAAAACAAAGUAUCGAUCACAGCGCCUGCUCACUGCGUCAACGCCCUAGCUCUUGUGCUUGUCGUCUCUCUCCUGAUCUAUGUCAUCCGCGAACGAAGUGAAGCUAUUCUGCGCUCGGCCAGUUGGAAAUUCCUGGUGGCCAUCCUCAUUGGCUGUAUUGUGGCCUAUAUUGGGCUCUUCAUUGGAAGUACCCCUUCACGAUGGAAUUGCUCUCUGUUCAAGUGGCUGAGUGAGACUGGCUUCGCCUUGAGCUAUGGCAGCAUUCUGUUGAAGAGUUGGCGAAUCGAACAGAUCUUCAGCCAUAAGAUGAUGUCAAAGACAAGACCACAGUCACAUCUGAGAGAUGUGAAUUUAGCCGCCUACCUGGUAGUGUUGCUACUGGUGUGGUGCUUUAUUCUCACGGCUGCCACGCUUUCAAAGCAGUUAGCCAGCGAGGCGGAUGAGGUCCUGAUGACGGGAAAAGAUCAGCCUCAAUACUUUGAACGCUGUGAGGAAAAUGCCUUUAAAUUUGUCGCGUUUGCAGUUCAUCUGUUGCUGCUUCUUUCCAGCAGCUUUCUGUGCUUCAAGCUUCGCAGAGUUCUUAACGACUAUGCAGAGAGUCGUGAGAUUUCCAUUAUUGUUUAUCUCUCAUCUCUAGUGGAACUACUGGCAUUCACGGGCAAGCUCUUCCUGAGGGCUAUGCCCGAUAUCCACUAUGCCGUGCACUCGCUGGAGAGUCUGUUUCUGUUUGGAGUCAUGCCAGCCAUCCUAGUGCUCCCAAAAGUCAGGCGCAUCAGAGUAUCCAAGUUGGAACGCAGCCAUUCCAGUGUUUCGAGCGCCAGGUUGAAGCUACGCCGGUCCUCCAGUGAUUUGAGACGACUCCGCAUGAACACCAUUACACUGUCCAGUUUUCACCAAGGCAGCCAACACGGCCCCCGCCAAAGCUCUGCGUCGCAGCAGCUCUCACCCUCUAGUAGUCAGUACUCAAAUGGCCGGGCUGGGUAUCCAUGUCCCAUAUCCAAUCGUGACAAGUUAAGGGUAUCCCGUUUGUCUUCAGUCAGAACACAAUCAUGUGCUGAUUCGACAACCAAAAGGUAUUCCUUUGUAACUAAGCUUCACCGUAUCGUAAGUGCUUCCGCAUCUGACACAAAACCUUCUAAUAGUUCUAUAGAAGGGCUCCGUAAAUCCUUGCAGUCUUCUAACAUAUCAUGACCAAAUGGUACUGAUGCAAAUAUUGAUAGCUGUAGCAGAGGCUACGAGAGUGUAUCUAUAGGGCUUGAAAGUGAUGACGUCAAAAACGGCCAGGGAGCAGUAAGUUGACAUCAGAUUUCUAUUUUGGACCCAGGUGUGACUUUGCUAUUGUCUAAGUAUGUGGGUGCAGAGCAACCCACUCAUGUCGCAUGCAGGUGUGACUUGUAUUUCGCCACCAGUUGUCACCCCGCCCCCAUUAGCCAAAUCAGUCAGUUUCACUGGCUACAUCACCUUGCUGUGAGUAAGACCGUUUGAAAUGUGCUUGGAUCCAUACAAAAACUGAAUCCAAGUGGAUCCAGUUUUUGAAUUUUUGAAAUUGUUGCUAUGCUGUGACGUAGCACUUUCAAGCCUUAUUGCUGAAGAUUCGAUAUUUGAGAGCGAUUGACAGAUAACAUUGAUAACUUGAUGCAGUUGAGAAUUAUAUUGAUUACGUUGUAUUGAGCAGAUACUAUAAAUAAAACAUGUAAAGAUCAGAGAAUCCGUAUUUCAUUCUCCCAACUCCUUGCAUACAUACAUGUAACAGUUGCCAUCAACAUUGCCAGCAAAUAUUGAAUAUUUAUUUGAGCAAAGGAAGAUAAUCCACAUCAGCUGCUCAUUCUUUCUAGUCAAGAAAAAGUUUCCAAGUGUGAUAUCAUAAUGACAUCAUUGUUGUCAUGUACUGCCAUGCGCAUGCUUUACUGUGUACAGUGCUUGUACAUGCACAUGACUCACGAGCGGGUCCCCAGUUUCUGGCCAGAGAACUAAUGAGUACUCAGUGAGAUUAUUUCAAAACUAGAUGCAUAAAUACAGUCAACUUUGCGUAUAACGACACCCGGCGGGGCAUCAGAAAAGUGUCCUUAUUCGCGAAGUGUCCUUAUACCCGAAGUCUCAUUACAUGUAUUACAGUUAGAUUGGACUUUGCUCUGGGCAUGGAAAUUCUGCCGUUAUUCGCGAAUUGUCGUUAUAUCAGCAUUCUUUAUUAGCGAAGUUGAUUGCAG